Talaromyces marneffei is the source of this 2979-nucleotide messenger RNA. RefSeq lists its product as uncharacterized. Gene Ontology annotation, biological process: carbohydrate metabolic process. The record is from RefSeq and is a predicted model, not a curated record. Gene Ontology annotation, molecular function: hydrolase activity, hydrolyzing O-glycosyl compounds; starch binding. NCBI's taxonomy places the organism in Eukaryota, Fungi, Ascomycota, Eurotiomycetes, Eurotiales, Trichocomaceae. The coding region runs from base 1 to 2979 and encodes 992 amino acids. The transcript has 4 exons.
AUGCGGUCGACUUCUAUCAUGAAAGGCCUGGUGGCCACAGGAUGCCUCAUUGCGAGUGCCAGUGCGGCUGCAGUAUUGACAGCUCGUGAUGCAACUACCUGCCCCGGUUACCAAGCAACCAAUGUGAAAAAAAGCCAUGGAAGCAUUGUCAGCGCCGACCUCACUCUUGCAGGUGAUGCUUGCAAUGUGUAUGGCACGGAUUUGAACAACUUAGUACUGCAGGUUGAUUAUGAAACUGAGACACGCCUUCAUGUCAAGAUCUACGACGCAGCCGAGCAGGUCUACCAGGUGCCCGCCUCUGUUCUACCACGACCAGGAAGCUCAAACUUCAACCCAGAACGUUCAGACCUGAAGGUUACCAUUGUAAACAACCCCUUCUCGUUCCAGGUAACCCGCAAGUCCAAUGGCGAAGUGCUUUUUGAUACAGCCGGCCAGCCCUUGAUAUUUGAAUCUCAAUACCUAAGACUGCGCACCAGUCUCCCCAAGAACCCUUAUCUUUAUGGUCUGGGUGAAAGCACUGAUCCUUUCCCACUGCCAACAAACAACUACUCUCGCACCCUUUGGUCUCGCGAUGCUUUCUUGACUCCCCAAUACGGCAACUUGUACGGAAACCACCCGGUAUACUUUGAUCAUCGGGGAUCCAAAGGCACCCACGGAGUGUUCCUCUUGAACAGCAAUGGAAUGGACAUCAAGAUCAACCAAGAUACCAAAGGCCAAUAUUUGGAGUACAACACCCUAGGAGGUGUUUUGGACUUCUACUUCCUUGCUGGCUCAAGCCCCAAGGAUGUUGCCAUUCAAUACUCCGAGACUGUUGGCAAGGCAGUCAUGAUGCCAUACUGGGGUUUCGGUUUCCACAACUGCCGAUACGGCUACCAGGACGUUUAUGAGGUUGCAGAGGUUAUCGCAAACUACAGCGCCGCUAACAUCCCACUUGAGACGCAGUGGACUGAUAUUGAUUACAUGGACUUGCGAAAAGUGUUCACUCUCGAUCCAUUGAGAUAUCCCGUCGAUCUUGUCCGUCAGAUCGUAUCCUAUCUUCAUGAACGUAAUCAACAUUAUGUCAUGAUGGUUGACCCUGCAGUGGCUUACCAAGAUUAUGCUGCAUUCAACAAUGGUGUCGAUGCCGGUGCCUUCUUGACUAUUUCUAAUGGAUCCGUGUAUCAGGGUGUGGUUUGGCCUGGUGUUGCUGCAUUCCCUGACUGGUUUGCUUCAAACACACAAUCUUACUGGAACAAUCAGUUCUCGACCUUCUUCAGUCCCGAUCACGGUGUUGACAUUGAUGCCCUUUGGAUUGACAUGAACGAAGCCUCCAAUUUCUGUCCAUAUCCUUGCUCAAAUCCUGCUGCAUUUGCUGUGACAAACAAUGACCCUCCUGCUCCUCCAGCAGUCCGCAUUUCCUCUCCUCGGCCUGUCGCCGGUUUCGGCCCUGAAUUCCAACCUCAAUGUGUUGCUACCGUGAACUUCACAGUUUAUGCCGAGACAUACUGGGGCGAGAACAUCUUUGUUCUUGGAAACUCUCCUACUUUGGGAGCCGGAAUCAUCUCUGGAGCUGCUCCAAUGAGCGCUAAUGAUUAUCCAGAAUGGAAGCUUACUGUUCAGAUGCCCGCCAACACCACAUUCUCAUAUGAAUAUGUUCGCAAGGAGGGCGACGGUAGCUGGAUCUAUGAGAGCAGCAACCGUACCAUUACUACUGGUGACUGCAACACUGGGCUCCAGUCUGUCGCGGACACCAUAACCACCAAGUCAGGAAACCAAAAGAGAGAUAUCGCACCUGUACCUCUUGUUCGCUCCCCAGUUGCUGCUGCAUUACAGAAACGAGAUGGUUCUAUGCUCGGUCUUCCUGGUCGAGACUUGAUCAACCCUAAAUAUGCCAUCAACAAUACCGCUGGUUCUAUUAGCAACUUGACCAUCCAAACCGAUCUUAUUCAUCAAAAUGGUCUUGCUGAAUACGACACUCACAACAUGUACGGAACCAUGAUGAGUGCUACCAGUCGAAAUGCUAUGCUUAACCGUAGACCGGCCUCCCGCCCUCUUGUCAUUACUCGUUCCACAUUUGCCGGUGCUGGUCGUGAAGUCGGCCAUUGGCUUGGUGACAACCUAGCUGACUGGGACCACUACCGCUGGACGAUUGCAGAACUUCAAGAAUUUGCUGCUCUCUACCAGAUUCCUAUGGUUGGAAGUGACAUCUGCGGUUAUGCCGGAACUACUACUGAUGAGUUGUGUUCUCGCUGGGUUUUCCUCGGCGCAUUCUCACCAUUCUUCCGUGAUCACUCGGGCAACGAUUCGCCUCCACACGAACUUUACCGAACUGAAGCUAUUGCGAAGGCUGCACGUGCUGCCAUUGACAUUCGUUACCGAUUGUUGGAUUAUGCCUACACGGCGAUGUGGACACAGACUCAAACUGGUUCACCCAUGAUUAAUCCCAUGUUCUUUGAGUACCCCUCUGAUAUCAACACCGCAACUCUUCCUUAUCAAUUCUUCUGGGGUGAUAGCAUUCUCGUGGCGCCUGUGACUGAUGAAAACUCAACAUCCGUGUCUGUUUACUUACCUAAGGACCUGUUCUAUGACUUCUAUACCGGAAAGCCCGUGACAGGAAAGGGAGCAGCAGUUACUUUGAACAACAUUGCCUUUGACACUAUCCCGUUGUACUACAAGGGUGGCAGUAUCGUCCCUCAAAGAAUCGCUUCUGCCAACACGACGGCUUUGUUGCGUCAACAAAACUUUGAGAUUGUCAUUGCGCCAAACACUUUCGGACAAGCAUCCGGAACUCUGUACCUCGAUGACGGAGACAGUAUCAACCAGCCCAAGACCUCUGUGAUCAACUUCUUUUACUUGGAUGGCCUGUUCACGAUGACGGGUACAUUUGGAUACGAUGUUGGCAAUGUGGUGAUUAGCCAGAUUACUAUCCUUGGACAGAACGUCAAGAAGCGCUCCGUCAACUUGAAGUUGACGGGAGCUCAUGUUGGUAUAUACUUGUGA